Molecule: messenger RNA, 1957 nt
Organism: Neomonachus schauinslandi (Hawaiian monk seal)
Lineage: Eukaryota; Metazoa; Chordata; Mammalia; Carnivora; Phocidae
Gene: EGR3
Product: early growth response 3
Exons: 2
Coding region: 241-1404 (387 amino acids)
Biological process (GO): regulation of transcription by RNA polymerase II
Molecular function (GO): RNA polymerase II cis-regulatory region sequence-specific DNA binding; DNA-binding transcription factor activity, RNA polymerase II-specific
Source: RefSeq, a predicted model, not a curated record
CCAGCGGAGGCACCCAAGAGGAUUACCCCCCUUUGCCCUCUCUCCCACCCACCCCAAAAAGAGAAGAUCCCCUCCCCUGGCCCACCCCUUCCCCUCUUCCCUCCCCCUCCCCCCGAACUUUCCCUCUCGCAUGCUUUUCCCCUGCACCACGGAUCGCCUCUCGGAUGCCGCUUGCCUGGAAGCUGCGUUAGGAGCGAGCGGCGGCGGCGGCGGCGGCGGCGGCGGCAGCUCGGGAGUGCUAUGACCGGCAAACUCGCCGAGAAGCUGCCGGUGACCAUGAGCAGUUUGCUAAACCAACUGCCUGACAAUCUGUACCCCGAGGAGAUCCCCAGCGCGCUCAACCUCUUCUCCGGCAGCAGCGACUCGGUAGCCCAUUACAAUCAGAUGGCUACAGAGAAUGUGAUGGACAUCGGUCUGACCAACGAGAAGCCCAACCCGGAACUCUCUUAUUCGGGCUCCUUCCAGCCAGCCCCCGGCAACAAGACCGUGACCUACUUGGGAAAGUUCGCCUUCGACUCCCCUUCCAACUGGUGUCAGGACAACAUCAUUAGCCUCAUGAGCGCUGGCAUCUUGGGGGUGCCCCCGGCCUCAGGGGCACUCAGCACGCAGACCUCCACGGCCAGCAUGGUGCAGCCGCCGCAAGGCGACGUGGAGGCCAUGUAUCCGGCGCUGCCCCCCUAUUCUAACUGCAGUGAUCUCUACUCGGAGCCUGUGUCUUUCCACGACCCCCAGGGCAACCCCGGGCUCGCCUAUUCCCCCCAGGAUUACCAAUCGGCCAAGCCGGCCUUGGACAGCAAUCUCUUCCCCAUGAUUCCUGACUACAACCUAUAUCACCACCCCAACGACAUGGGCUCCAUUCCGGAGCACAAGCCCUUCCAGGGCAUGGACCCCAUCCGGGUCAACCCGCCCCCUAUUACUCCUCUGGAGACCAUCAAGGCAUUCAAAGACAAGCAGAUCCACCCGGGCUUUGGCAGCCUGCCCCAGCCGCCGCUCACGCUCAAGCCCAUCCGGCCCCGCAAGUAUCCCAACCGACCCAGCAAGACCCCGCUCCACGAGCGGCCCCACGCGUGCCCGGCGGAGGGCUGCGACCGCCGUUUCAGUCGCUCGGACGAGCUGACCCGGCACCUGCGCAUCCACACGGGCCACAAGCCCUUCCAGUGCCGGAUCUGCAUGCGGAGCUUCAGUCGCAGCGACCACCUAACCACUCACAUCCGCACGCAUACGGGCGAGAAGCCCUUUGCCUGCGAGUUCUGCGGGCGCAAGUUUGCGCGCAGCGACGAGCGCAAGCGCCACGCCAAGAUCCACCUCAAGCAAAAAGAGAAGAAGGCGGAGAAGGGGGGUGCGCCCUCUGCGUCCUCGGCGCCCCCCGUGUCCCUGGCCCCUGUGGUCACCACCUGCGCCUGAGGCUCGGGCCCCCAGAUCCCCACUUUUCCCCUGCAGUGUCUCCCAGCUGCUCGCCUGAAAGCAGCGGGAAAGCUAGCCACGGAGGCGCAGGGGCCGCGCCCUGGCCUCUCCAUGGACGUAAGGUCCCUUGUUCCCCUUCGAUGUCCCCCGUUUCCACCCUUUCACACCGGCCAACGGUCGGGGGCCAGGGCAGGAGGUGCCCUCCCUUCGCUGCCCCCCUAACCAAGGCGUGGGGGCGGAAAGGUGGCGUCUAGCCCGCUUUGUUCAGUUCGGAUCGUCUUGAUCCAGGGGCCGCUGGGCCGCGCCAAGGACCUGCGGGGGACUGAAGGCGGGGCCCGCCCAAGCUUCGCCCGACCCAAGCACCUUACGGUUCCCCCCACGUCUCUCUCGGUUCCCCCUCGAAGACCCGAGAGGGGGAGGGGGUAAGGAGCGCACCAAAGCGCAGAGCUUGCUGCCCGCCGCACGCACGCGCGCCUGCGUGCGGGGAUGCGCGCGAGUGUGCGUGCUCGCGUGAGUGUUAUGUGUGUGGGUGUGUGGGUGUGUGUGCGCGCGC